CCUGGGCGGGGAAGGACCGACCGACCGCCCCGCCGACCCGCCCGACACACCGACGGACCGACGGACGGGCUGCGGGGUCUGGCCGCCAGUCCGCCCCCGCCCCCCGCCGCAGGGAUGCCCGGAGAGGAGGCGGCCCGCGCCGAGCCGCUGCAGGACGGGGAGCGGAGCGGGGUCCUCCCAGAUCCGGCCCGCCAUGCCCCUGCCUCGGCCGCGUCCACGCCCUGCGGGGACCUGCCCUCGCCCAAGGUCCUGACGCCCCUGGAGGACGGCCCGCCCGGCCCGCCCGGCCCGCCCCUGGCCUUCCUGCCCGCCAAGCAGGAGGCGCGGCCCCAGCCCGAGGGGGCCAGCUCGGACGCGGGGCCGGCGGGGGGCCCGGCUCCCGGCCGGGCCCCGCCCGGGGAGUGCGGCCCCUCCCCGGGACCGGCCAAGGGCGGCGCCGGGGAGCCCCCGGCGCCGGAGACCCUGGAGCCCCGCAUCGUGAUGGGCGAGGAGACCCGCGGCGGCGGGCCGGGCCCCGGAGGGGCCGACCCCGGUCCGCCCGCCGACCCGGGCCCGCCCCCCGAGCGGCUCUCUCAGGGAGACCCCCCCGUGCCUUCCCCCCGCCCGGACCCCGACCUGUUCUUCACGGCCCCCUCCACCCCGACCGAGGCGGCCCGCGCCCCGCCGCCGCCCGGCCCGCUCCGCCCGGGUCGGGAGCCCGGCGACCCGGAGGCCGGGGGGCCCGGCUCCCCGCCCACCUCCCCCUCCGGCUCCUACGUCACGGCCGAGGGCGGGAGCUGGGCCUCCUCGCCCCCGUCCUCCUGCACCUCCUCGCCCCCCUCCUCCCCGUCCCCCGACCCGCCGACGGAGAACGAGGGGCCGGGCUCCCCCGGCCGCGGCGGGGACGGGGGCUCCUUCUCCCCGUUCUCGGGCGUCGAGUCGGGGGAGGAGAGCCUUCCGGGGGGCGCCUCGGACUCGGACGGCACGGGGCCGCUGCCGGCCGGGCCCCUGGGGCUCCCCUCGUCCGAAUCGAGCCCGUCCCGGGGCAGCGGGUCCUCCCGGGGCCCCUCCCCCCGGCCCGGCUUCCCCGGGAGCGACCGGAUGAUCCCGGCCUCCCUGCUGACCUUCCGGGGCAGCCUCAUCUUCGAGGCGGACUCGGUGGAGAUCACGCCGCUGCCCCGGGCGCCGGGGGCCGGGCCCGGGGGCGAGGCGGGCGACGAGGACGACAGCUCCUCGGCCUCCUUCCUGCGGUCGCCGUCGGAGACGUCCAUCCACGAGGACGCGGACGAGGCCUUCGCCUACCGCGACGACACGUCGGCCGCCUCCUCCGACUCCGACUCGGCCUCCUACGCCGGGGAGGACGACGAGCGUCUGUACAGCGGGGAGCCCCACGCCCGGCCCCCGGCGCUGCUCCCGGACCGGGCCGCCGCGCCCGGCCGGGCCCCCCCGGACCUCGCCCCUGCCUUCGCCGGAGAGGAAGAGGAGGAGCAGGAGAAGGUGGCAGCCUGGCUCCGGACCCAAGGACCGGGCCUCACCUCAGGCCCGGAGCCCGCCGCCCCGCCGCCGCCGCCGCAGACCCACGGACCGGACCGCGCCCUACACCCGGAGCCCGUCGCCGCGUCGACGCCGGGGUCCCGGGGACCGGGCCGCACGCCGGACGCCGGGCCCGUCGCCCUGACGACGCCACAGGUCCAAGGGCCGGGCCGCACCCCGGACCCGGAUCCCGUCGCCGUGAAGACGCCGCGGCCCCGAGGACCGGGCCUCGCCUCAGACCCGGAGCCCGUUGUCGGGACCGUGGCACAGGCCCACGGAUCGGGCCCCGCCUCAGACCGGGAGCCCGGCGCCGUGACCACACCGCAGACCCAAGGGCCCGGCCGCACCGCGCACCCGGAGCCCGCCGCCGUGACGCCGCCUCGGGCCCGCGGACCGGGCCUCGCCUCGGACCCGGAGCCCGCCGCCGUGACGCCGCCUCGGGCCCGAGGACCGGGCCUCGCCUCGGACCCGGAGCCCGCCGUCCCGACGGGGCCACGGGCCCGGGACCCGGGCCUCGCCUCGGACCCGGAGCCCGCCGCCGUGACGCCGCCUCGGGCCCGCGGACCGGGCCUCGCCUCGGACCCGGAGCCCGCCGCCGUGACGCCGCCUCGGGCCCGAGGACCGGGCCUCGCCUCGGACCCGGAGCCCGCCGUCCCGACGGGGCCACGGGCCCGGGACCCGGGCCGCGCCCUGGACCCGGAGCCCGUGGCCGCGACGGGGCCACGGGCCCGGGGGGUAGGCCUCGGGGCCGCGGCCCCGCCGCCGCCGCGGACCCGAGGACCGGACCUCGCCUCAGACCCGGAGCCCGUCGCCGUGGCGAAGCCUCAGGCCCAAGGACCGGGCCUCGCCUUAGACGCGGAGCAGCCCGACGAUACGACGGGGCCACGGGCCCGGGCCUCGGGCCCGCAGGCCGCCGCCCCGACGACUCCGCAGCCCCGAGGACCGGGCCUCGACUCGGACCCGGAGUCCGUUGCCGACGCGAUGCCCCAGGGCAGAGGGCCGGGCCUCGCCGGCGAGCCGGAGCCCGCUGCCGCGGCGACGCCGAAGCCGGAGGAGCCGGAGGCCGGGGAGCGCCCCGUCGCCCGCCGCGACACGGACGACGAGCCCCGGCCGCCUUCCCCGGGGGCCCUCGAGGAGGCGCCGGACUCGGCCCCGGGCGGCAGGGGGUCGGGGGAGUCGGCGGGCGAGGGCCGGGGACCCUGCCGCCCCCCGCCCGGCCCCCGGGGCGAAGCAGCCGGCCCUGAUGACCGGAAGGGGGCCCCGGCUGGGCCGGGCUCCCCCGAGACCGAGAGGCCCCCGGGGCCGGCCGAGCCGGCCCGGAGGAGCGACCCCCGGCAGGGUGAAGCGGAGAGCCGUCCGGACGGCCCCGAGGCACCGCCGCCCCGCCCCGCCUCCGAGCGGCCGGCGUCGGAGCCCGGCCCCGGUCCCGGCCCGCCGCCGGGGCCCGGCGCGCCGAGGGAGCCGUGGGAGACCCCUCCGAGGAGCGGGCGCCGCGGCCGUCUCGCCCGGACCGGGACCCCGAGCCGACGGCCCCGCCGGGACCCCGCGCCCUCCGCCUCCGGGCGCCCGCGGCCGCCGGAGGAGCCGAGCCGGCCCGGGGGUCCGCCGGGGCCCGAGAGGAGCCGGGCGGAGAUGGAGCCGCGGGAGGCCCCGAGGCCGGCGGAGAAGACCCCCGUCGCUGGGACGCGGCCCCCUCCCAACGGGGUUGAGGAAUCCAACGCCGGUAGGCCCCAGCCCCCUCCCGACGGAGUCGAGAAGCCCCCUAUCGCCGGGCCCCGGGGUCCUCCCACCCCUGGCCCGCGGCCCCCUCCCGACGAGGUCCGGGAACCCCCCGCCGCCGGGGAGCAGCCCCCUCCCGACAGAGCCGAGAAACCCCUCGCCGCCGGACCCCGACCCCCUCCCGACAGAGUUCAGAAAGGCCCCGCCACCGGGCCACGACCCCCUCCCGACAGAGUCGAGAAACCCCCCCCGACCGGCCCCCGGCCCCCUCCCGACAGAGUCCGGGACCCCCCCGCCACCGGCCCCCGGCCCGCUCCCGACAGAGUCGAGAACCGCCCCCCGACCGGCCCCCGGCCCCCUCCCGACGGAGUCCGGGAACCGCCUCCCACCGGCCCCCGGCCCCCUCCCGACAGAGGCGAGGAACCCCCCCGCACCGGACCCCGGUCCCCUCCCGACAGAGUUCAGAAACAGCCCCCUACUGGACCCCGGCCCCCUCCCGACAGAGUUCGGGAACCCCCCGCCGCCCAGCCGCAACCUCCUCCCGACGGCGUCGAGAAACCCCCCGCCGCCGGACCCCGACCCCCUCCCAGAAAAGUUCAGAAACCUCCCCCCGCCGAACCCCGGCCCCCUCCUGACAGGGUACGGAAACCUCCCACCCCCGGACCCCCGCCCCCUCCCGACGAUGUUCCGAAACCCCCCACCGCCGGACCCCAGCCCCCUCCCGACGGAGUCGAGAAACCCCCCGCCAGGGGACCCCGACCCCCUCCCAAAAAAGUUCAGAAACCGCCCCCCGCCGAACCCCGGCCCCCUCCCGACGAUGUUCAGAGACCGCCCCCCGCCGGACCCCGGCGCCCUCCCAAAAAGGUUCAGCAACCUCCCCCCGCCGGCCCCCGGCCCCCUCCCGACGAUGUUCGGAAACCCCCCCCCGCCGGCCCCCGGCCCCCUCCCAAAAAAGUUCAGCAACCUCCCCCCGCCGAACCCCGGCCCCCUCCCGACAGAGUUCAGAGACCUCCCCCCGCCGGGCCUCGGCCCCCUCCCACCGUAAUCGAGAAGCCCCCCGCCACCGGAGCCCGGCCCCCUCCCAAAAGAGUUCAGAGACCCCCCCGGCCGGAGCCCAGCCCCCUCCCGACAGAAUCGGGAAACCUCCCCCCGCUGGCUCCCAGCCAAGUGCCUCCCGGCGCCCCCGCCCGCCCCGCCCCUCGGGCCCCGGCCGGCCCGCGGCCCGGUCCGGCCGCCGGCCGCGGGGAGGAGAGCGGCCCGGGCGCCCCGGUCCCCCCGCCUCGGACGCACGUGGGAGGUCCGGAGCGGCCGCCGCCGUGCGGCUCGGCGCGGUCCGGGUCCGGUUCGUCCAGCGAGGCGGAGCCGGAGGAGCCGCGCCGGGCGGCCGGGCUGACCCCGCGCCCCGGCCCGGGGUCCCGCGCCCUCGUCGACCGCAGAGGUUCCUGCAACGACUCGGAGAGCGACGGCGGGUCCCUCCCGGACCUGGAGGAGCCGGACGUUACGGGACCGCGGACGACGGCGACCCAGGCCCGGCCGGCCCCGUCCCCGGGCAGCGGGGAGGAGGCCGUCGGCAGGGCCAAGCAGAGCCGCAGCGAGAAGAAGGCCCGCAAGGCGAUGUCCAAGCUGGGGCUGAGGCAGAUCCACGGGGUCUCCCGCAUCACCAUCCGCAAGUCCAAGAACAUCCUGUUCGUCAUCACCAAGCCCGACGUGUUCAAGAGCCCGGCCUCCGACAUCUACAUCGUCUUCGGCGAGGCCAAGAUCGAGGACCUGUCCCAGCAAGCGCACAAGGCGGCCGCCGACAAGUUCAAGGUCCCGGCCGAGCCCUCGCCGCUCGUCGCCGAGGCGGCCCCCGGCCUCGGCGGCAAGGAGGACGGCGAGGAGGAGGAGGAGGAGGAGGAGGUGGACGAGACGGGGCUGGAGGUGCGGGACAUCGAGCUGGUCAUGGCUCAGGCCAACGUGUCGCGGGCCAAGGCCGUGCGCGCCCUGAGACACAACAACAACGACAUCGUCAAUGCCAUCAUGGAGCUGACCAUGUAGCUGCUGUUCGGCCCGGCCUCUCGGUCCCCUCCCCCGGUGCCCUCUGCCUUCUCUCUCGGCACUGCUCAAUAAACCUGUAUUCACCCCCCGCU
Molecule: messenger RNA, 5360 nt
Organism: Ornithorhynchus anatinus (platypus)
Lineage: Eukaryota; Metazoa; Chordata; Mammalia; Monotremata; Ornithorhynchidae
Gene: NACAD
Product: NAC alpha domain containing
Exons: 11
Coding region: 115-5268 (1717 amino acids)
Biological process (GO): protein targeting to membrane
Cellular component (GO): nascent polypeptide-associated complex; cytoplasm
Source: RefSeq, a predicted model, not a curated record